GGAGCUCCCCGUGCUCGGGGGUGGCUGCAGGCUCCGGAGGGUCCCCGUGUCCCGCGGCGUGACCGGAACCUCCUCCCUUCCCGUCCCGUCCCGUCCCCGCUGGGGUGGUGGCACCGUCGGCCGUGUCCCCGCAGAUGCUGUUGGAGCCAUGUCGGACGAGAAGCCCCCGCAGCUCGUGGAUUAUUUCGUGGUGGCCGGGCUGGCCGAGGGCUCGCGGGCGCUGGAGGAGGAGCAGCAGCCGCGGCCGGCGCGGCCCGGGGAGCCCAUCACGGACGUGGCCGUGAUCAUCCGCUCGCAGGGCGAGGAGGUGCCCCAGGGCUUCACCUGCAUCGAGACCAGCACGUCCGGACACCCCGUGGACCUCAACGCGGGGCUGCUCAACAACCCCCAGAUGUUCCUGUGCUACAAACGGGGGCGGGACAAACCCCCCCUGAUCGAGCUGGGGGUGCACUACGAGGGCAAGGACCGGCCCAAGCCGGGCUGCCAGCUGCUGGACACGACGCCCUACAGCCGCUCUGCCAACCUGGCCGCGGGCUCGCCGGGCCACCAGCGCACGUUCCUGACGUUCCGGCGCGCGGCCGAGCCGCCCGGGCACCACACGCUGGGCGUCACCGACAUCUGCCUGGUGAUGCCCAGCAAGGGCGAGAGCACGCCCCACACCUUCUGCCGCGUGGACAAGAACCUCAACACCAGCAUGUGGGGCCCCGCGCUGUUCCUGUGCUACAAGAUCGCCGUGGCCAAGGACAACACGCUGGUCUACGAGGCAGGGCUGCUGAGCCGCUACCCCGAGCAGGACAGCGAGUCCUUCCCUCUGCCCGAGUCGGUGCCCGUGUUCUGCCUGCCCAUGGGCGCCACCAUCGAGAGCUGGCCCGUGGGCACCAAGUACCCCCUGCCCGUCUUCUCCACCUUCGUCCUCACCGGCGCCUCGGGGGACAAGGUGUACGGCGCCGCCAUCCAGUUCCACGAGGCGUUUCCCCGGGAGCGGCUGUCGGAGGCGCAGGCGCUGCGCCUGGGGCUGCUCAGCGUGGUGGACCGGCGGCCGGUGCCGGGGCGCUCGCUGCACACGCGCAAGAGCAUCUGCGUGCUGUCCCACUGGCCCUUCUUCGACGUCUUCCGCAAGUUCCUCAUGUUCAUCUACCGCUACUCCAUCUCGGGCCCCCACGUGCUGCCCCUGGAGACGCACAUCUCGCACUUCAUGCACAACGUGCCCUUCCCGUCCCCGCAGCGCCCGCGCAUCCUGGUGCAGAUGUCCCCCUAUGACAGCCUGCUGCUGUGCCGGCCCGUGUCCUCCCCGCUGCCCCUCAGCGGGGCCAGUUUCCUGACGCUGCUGCAGAACCUGGGCCCUGACAACGCCGUGGCACUGCUGGUGGCCGUCCUCACCGAGCAGAAGCUGCUCAUCCACUCGCUGCGCCCCGACGUCCUGACCAGCGUGGGGGAAGCCCUGGUGGCGAUGAUCUUCCCCCUGCGCUGGCAGUGCCCCUACAUCCCGCUGUGCCCGCUGGCGCUGGCUGACGUGCUGUGUGCCCCCGUGCCCUUCAUUGUAGGCAUCCACUCCAGCUACUUCGACCUCUACGAGCCCCCCCGCGACGUCAUCUUCGUCGACCUGGACACCAACACCAUUUUCCAGAGCGAGGAGAGGAAGCUGCUGUCGCCCCGCGCGCUGCCCCGCAAGCCCUGCAAGGUGCUGCUGGCCUCGCUGCACAGCCUGUCCCAGCAGCUGGAUGAGCUGCUGAGCGCGCCGGGCGAGGAGGAGCCCCCGGAGCUGGUUCUGAGCGACGCGGAGGCCGCGGGGGCGCGGCGGGCGCAGCUGGAGCUGGAGGCGCGGGCGGCGUUCCUGCGCUUCAUGGCCUGUGCCCUGCGCGGGUACCGCUCCUUCCUGCGGCCCAUCGCGCCCGCGCCCGCCCCGGCCGGCCGCGACGCCGGCAGCCUGUUCGCCCUGCAGGGGUUCCUGCGCUCCCGGGAUCGGGCGUACCAGCGUUUCUACGGGCAGCUGCUGCGCACGCAGCUCUUCACGCAGUUCAUCGAGGACUGCUCCUUCGCCAGCGACCGCGAGCCCUGCCUCGAGUUCUUCGACACCUGCGUCGACAAGGUGCAGGUGGACCUGGAGAAGCCCGAGGACACGCCCCUGAUGGAGCUGGACGACCCCCGAGGUGGGGAGCACACGGUGUUCAUCACCCCCCCCGAGCAGCCGGCGGGGCCCGACGGGGCCGAGCCCCCCGCCUGCUACAGGUAUGACGGGUUCCCCACGCUGCGCCCAGAGCUGCUGGAGCCCCCCCGGGACCCUCUGGUGGCUCAGCUGUGCCAGGCCAGGAGCAGCGCCCCGAGCAGCCCCGCCCCGCGGCGCACCAAGCAGGAGAUGAAGGUGGCCCAGCGCGUGGCACAGAAGUCGUCGGCGGUGCCCGAGCUGUGGGCACGGUGCCUGCUGGGGCACUGCUACGGGCUCUGGUUCCUGUACCUGCCCACGCAGGUGCGCGCCGCCCCCGCCAAGCUGCGGGCGCUGCAGCUGGCCUACGACGUGCUGCGCAAGAUGGAGCAGCACAAGGUGGUGCUGCCCGACGAGGUGUGCUACCGCAUCCUGAUGCAGCUGUGCGGGCAGUACGGCGAGCCCGUGCUGUCCGUGCGCGUCCUGCUGGAGAUGAAGCGCGCCGGCAUCGUCCCCAACACCGUCACCUACGGCUACUACAACAAGGCGGUGCUGGAGAGCAAAUGGCCGGCGGGGACGCAGGGCGGGCGGCUGCGCUGGGCCAAGCUCAGGAACGUGGUGCUGGGGGCGGCGCAGUUCCGGCAGCCCCUGAGGCAGCGGCAGCGGCAGCGAGCGGCCGGAGACCCCCCCGGUGACCGCGCCGCCGCCGCCCCGCGCCCCCCGCUGCACCGCCAGACCACCUGGGCCGGGCGGAGCCUCCGGGACGCGGUGCCGGCGCCGCGGCUCGUCAAGAGCGGCAGCCUCAGUUUCCCCGCCCGCAGCGAGGGGGGGGGCGCGGCCCGGGAGGGGCCCGGGGAGCCCCCCCUGCUCCCGGUGACCCCCACGCCGCCCGCCCCCCGCCGCGCCCCCGGUUCGGCCGACGGGAGCCUCUCGGACAUCGCCACCGACGACAGCGGCGGCGACGAGGGGCCCGGGGGGGGUCCCGGUGGUGCCGGUGGUGCCGGGGGGGUGACCCCGCGCCGGGGCCUGGCGGCCAAGCUGCAGCAGCUGCUGUCCCCCGGUAAGCGCCCCCCGCGGCCCUCGGAGCCCCCCCGGGAUGCCGGGGGCCGCCGGGGGUCGGAGCAGCGGGACGGGGACCCCCCCCCGCCCCCCCGGUCACGGCGCAGCCCCGGCGGGACCCUGCUGCGGCCCCGGGAGCGGCCCGAGUCCACGGCCUCCGAGAGCUCGGUGUCGCUGGGCAGUGAGCUGGACCUGUCCGAUGCCUCGGGGGGCAGCGGGGGCGGCGCCCCCAAAGCCCCCGGGGAGCCCUGCACGGAUGGGGGGCCGGGCACGGAGCCCCCCGGCCUGGAGGUGCUGCUGUCGAGCUGCUCGCGCUGCCCGGGCUGCGCCGCGCUGGUGUUCGACGAGGAGCUCAUGGCCGGCUGGACCUCGGACGACUCCAACCUCAACACCUCGUGCCCCUUCUGCAGCCGCUCCUUCGUGCCCUUCCUGAGCAUCGAGAUCCGCGACCUCCGCCGGCCGCCCAGCCCCCCCCCGGUGCCCCCCUCCCCACAGGGGCCGGUGCUGAGCGACCGCCGGCGCUGCCUGGAGCUGGACGGGACCCCCGGGACCCCCGGGACCCCCGGGCUGUGCAACGGCUGCGCCGAGACCCCGCCGCCCUGGCGCCGGGAGCGCGUGGCCUUUGCGUACCUGUGCCCGCUGGUGCUGCGCAAGGAGCUCGAGAGCCUGGUGGAGAACGAGGGCGGGGAGCUGCUGGCGCGCCCCGAGCUGGUGGACAAGCACCCCAUCAUCUUCUGGAACCUUCUGUGGUUCUUCCAGCGCCUGGCGCUGCCCAGCCAGCUGCCCCUGCUGCUGCUGGGCUCGCAGCACGCGCCCCCCGACCCUCAGCCCCCCGAGCCGUCGCGGGUCCGUGUGAGGCUGCUGUGGGAUGUGCUGAGCCCCGACCCCGAGAGCUGCCCCCCGCUCUACGUGAUCUGGAGGCUGCACAGUAGCAUCCCCCCCCGGCUGCACCCCUGGGGCCCCCCGGCCCGCCCGUUCUCGCUGCCCUUCCUGGAGGCCCUGCUGAGCCACGUGGGGCUCAACGAGGUGCACAAAGCCAUCGGGCUGUUCCUGGAGACCCUGGCAGACCCCGAGGCCCCCCAGACCCUGCACAGGAGCAUUUACCGGGAGCUGCUGUUCCUGACGCUGGCGGCGCUGGGCCGGGAGCACACGGACAUCGCCGCCUUUGACCGCCGGUACCGUUCGGCGCUGGCCAAGCUGGGCGGGGCCCCGGGCCGGGACGAGCUGCGGCGGCGGCGGGCGCAGCCCCCGAGUGCGCGAGCGAGCGAGUGCCGCCGGUGCUUCGGGGCGCCCCCCGAGUGCUGAGGGACCCCCGGAACCGGGAACCCCCCCCGAGUGCCGCCGGUGCUUCGGGGCGCCCCCCGAGUGCUGAGGGACCCCCGGAACCGGGAACCCCCCCCGAGUGCCGCCGGUGCUUCGGGGCGCCCCCCGAGUGCUGAGGGACCCCCGGGACCGGGACAGGACCGGGAACCCCCCCGGGAACAUCCCCUGAGUGCUGAGAGACCCCCGGGACAGGGGGACCCCGGGAACCCCUCAGGAGGAGAUAGGAAUGACCCCCCCCAGGGCACCCCCAAAGGGUUGAGGGGGGGGGGGGCUGAGGUGAGGAAGGGACCCCCAGGACCCUUCCUCAAAUACUCCAGGGUGGGGAAGGGAACCCCCUCAAAUGCUCCAGGGACCCCCCAGGACCCCCCUAAAAUGCUCCAGGGUCCCCCAGGAUCACCCUCAAAUCCUUUAGGGUGGGGAAAGGACCCCCCAGGAACCCCUUAAAUACUCCAGGAUGGGGAGAAAAGACCCUCAGGAACCCCCUCAAAUGCUCCAGGAAGGACAAGGGACCCCCAGGACCCCCCUCAAAUGCUCCAGGGUGGGGAGAAAGGACCCCCGGCCCCCCCAGGCUCACGACGGGUUUUCUAUGUCAGUAUUAAUAUAUUUUUAUUUAUUUAUUCAGCCUCCCCCAGAGUGAGAGCGCGGGUGGGACGGGCAGGGACGGCUCUGGGGAGGUUCCCCAUCCUCAUUUCUGUCCCGAGGGGGUUCGGGGGUGCCAGGGCAGCUGGGGGGGCGCUGGGUUUGUGCCCCCCGGGGGA
Messenger RNA from Melospiza melodia melodia, 5283 nucleotides. It is a transcript of the gene DENND4B, whose product is annotated as DENN domain containing 4B. Bases 149 to 4507 code for a protein of 1452 amino acids. Gene Ontology annotation, cellular component: cytoplasmic vesicle. The record is from RefSeq and is a predicted model, not a curated record. Lineage: Eukaryota; Metazoa; Chordata; Aves; Passeriformes; Passerellidae. Gene Ontology annotation, molecular function: protein binding. The transcript has 26 exons. Gene Ontology annotation, biological process: regulation of Rab protein signal transduction.